GAGCAUGCGUAAAAGGUACUUGUACUUUGAUUGGCUGCCGUUCAGGUAAGAUGCGGCGGAUGCUCCUGCAGAGAAAAUAGUUUGGGUUUGGUGCGAAGUUCGUUACGCAUUCGCAGCCGAUCCUCGAAGCAUUUUUCUCUUAGCACUCUAUUGCAGCUAUUCUUCAAUAACUUUCCAAAAUGCGUGAAUGUAUUAGUAUACAUGUUGGGCAAGCUGGUGUGCAAAUCGGCAAUGCUUGUUGGGAAUUGUACUGUUUGGAACAUGGCAUUCAACCCGACGGCCAGAUGCCAAGUGAUAAAACUAUUGGAGGAGGUGAUGAUUCUUUCAACACUUUCUUCAGCGAGACUGGAGCAGGGAAGCAUGUACCUCGAGCUGUCUAUGUAGACCUUGAACCUACUGUGGUUGACGAAGUCCGCACUGGUACAUACCGACAGCUUUUCCACCCUGAACAACUCAUCACUGGAAAAGAAGACGCAGCCAACAAUUAUGCCAGAGGUCACUAUACUAUAGGCAAAGAAAUCGUAGAUUUAGUCUUAGACAGAAUACGAAAACUUGCGGAUCAAUGCACUGGACUUCAGGGAUUCCUAAUCUUCCACAGUUUUGGUGGUGGCACAGGAUCUGGCUUUACAUCUUUACUUAUGGAAAGACUAUCAGUCGACUAUGGAAAGAAAUCAAAGCUGGAAUUCGCUAUAUAUCCAGCACCUCAGGUGUCAACAGCCGUUGUAGAACCUUACAACUCAAUUCUUACAACGCACACUACUCUAGAACAUUCUGAUUGCGCGUUUAUGGUCGAUAACGAAGCCAUUUAUGACAUCUGCCGCCGGAACCUAGACAUAGAACGGCCAACGUAUACAAAUUUGAAUCGAUUGAUUGGACAGAUCGUCUCCUCCAUCACUGCCUCUCUCAGAUUUGACGGAGCUUUGAACGUCGAUUUAACUGAAUUCCAGACAAACCUAGUUCCAUAUCCCAGAAUUCAUUUCCCACUGGUGACAUACGCUCCAGUAAUUUCAGCUGAGAAGGCUUAUCACGAACAAUUAACUGUAGCUGAAAUAACAAAUGCUUGUUUUGAGCCUGCCAACCAAAUGGUUAAAUGUGAUCCAAGGCAUGGGAAGUACAUGGCUUGCUGUUUGCUGUACCGUGGUGAUGUAGUACCCAAAGACGUGAAUGCUGCUAUUGCUGCCAUUAAGACAAAGCGCUCAAUUCAGUUUGUCGACUGGUGCCCAACCGGAUUUAAAGUUGGCAUCAACUACCAACCGCCCACAGUAGUGCCUGGAGGGGACUUGGCCAAAGUUCAACGUGCAGUGUGCAUGUUAUCAAAUACCACAGCUAUUGCUGAAGCAUGGGCUCGUCUCGAUCACAAGUUCGAUUUGAUGUACGCAAAACGGGCUUUUGUGCAUUGGUAUGUCGGCGAAGGUAUGGAAGAAGGUGAGUUUUCUGAAGCGCGUGAAGAUCUCGCAGCUCUGGAGAAGGAUUACGAAGAAGUUGGCAUCGAUUCUACUGAAGGCGCAGAAGAGGAAGGAGAAGAGGAAUAUUAAUCUGAUGAAAUGGAAAAUGUUUCCUUAUCCCUUGUACUUUCUCAAUAAUGAAAUAUUAUUUGCUAUACUUUUUUUAAUACAUUUUGAUUUAUUUUAAAGUUUUUGUCUUAAUCUGACAAUAAAGCUUUCAUAUUUUAUUGAAUGCACUAAA
Stegodyphus dumicola is the source of this 1686-nucleotide messenger RNA. RefSeq names its product tubulin alpha chain, testis-specific. Gene Ontology annotation, molecular function: structural constituent of cytoskeleton; GTP binding. NCBI's taxonomy places the organism in Eukaryota, Metazoa, Arthropoda, Arachnida, Araneae, Eresidae. Gene Ontology annotation, cellular component: microtubule. Gene Ontology annotation, biological process: microtubule-based process. The record is from RefSeq and is a predicted model, not a curated record.